Molecule: messenger RNA, 3650 nt
Organism: Grammomys surdaster
Lineage: Eukaryota; Metazoa; Chordata; Mammalia; Rodentia; Muridae
Gene: Nfya
Product: nuclear transcription factor Y subunit alpha
Exons: 10
Coding region: 183-1226 (347 amino acids)
Biological process (GO): regulation of transcription by RNA polymerase II
Cellular component (GO): CCAAT-binding factor complex
Molecular function (GO): RNA polymerase II cis-regulatory region sequence-specific DNA binding; DNA-binding transcription factor activity, RNA polymerase II-specific
Source: RefSeq, a predicted model, not a curated record
ACAGCUGCACAGCUGGUGAAGGAAUGAACUUGCCGGCAAGGGCAAGCGGGCAAAGGGCAAACACUUCUUCCAGUUCCUUUAUAUGGACUGCCACCAGGUGAAGCCAGAUUAAAGGAGUCCCUACCUGGAAGCUGCCUGGGAUCUGUAGAGUGAAGCUUCAGGACUCUUAACGUGGCCGGACCAUGGAGCAGUAUACGACAAACAGCAAUAGUUCCACAGAGCAGAUCGUGGUGCAGGCCGGCCAGAUUCAGCAGCAGCAGCAGGGUGGUGUCACUGCUGUCCAGCUGCAGACUGAGGCCCAGGUGGCAUCCGCCUCAGGCCAGCAAGUCCAGACCCUCCAGGUAGUCCAGGGGCAGCCAUUAAUGGUGCAAGUCAGUGGAGGCCAGCUCAUUACAUCCACUGGCCAGCCCAUCAUGGUACAGGCUGUGCCUGGGGGGCAGGGCCAGACUAUCAUGCAAGUACCUGUGUCUGGAACACAAGGGUUACAGCAGAUACAGUUGGUGCCUCCCGGACAGAUCCAGAUCCAGGGUGGGCAGGCUGUGCAGGUGCAAGGCCAGCAGGGUCAAACCCAGCAGAUCAUCAUUCAGCAGCCACAGACUGCAGUCACUGCUGGCCAGACACAGACACAACAACAGAUUGCUGUCCAGGGACAGCAGGUGGCCCAGACUGCUGAAGGGCAGACCAUUGUCUACCAGCCAGUUAAUGCUGAUGGCACAAUUCUCCAGCAAGUUACAGUCCCUGUUUCAGGCAUGAUCACCAUCCCAGCAGCCAGUUUGGCAGGGGCACAGAUCGUUCAGACAGGAGCCAAUACCAACACAACCAGCAGUGGACAAGGGACUGUCACUGUGACACUGCCAGUGGCAGGGAAUGUGGUCAAUUCCGGAGGAAUGGUCAUGAUGGUACCGGGAGCUGGCUCUGUGCCUGCUAUCCAGAGAAUCCCUUUACCUGGAGCAGAGAUGCUGGAAGAAGAGCCCCUGUAUGUGAAUGCCAAGCAGUACCACCGCAUCCUUAAAAGGAGACAAGCACGGGCGAAGCUAGAGGCAGAAGGGAAAAUUCCAAAGGAAAGAAGGAAAUACCUUCAUGAGUCUCGGCAUCGGCACGCCAUGGCACGGAAGCGUGGGGAAGGGGGCCGCUUCUUCUCUCCAAAAGAAAAGGACAGUCCUCACAUGCAGGAUCCAAACCAAGCUGAAGAAGAAGCCAUGACACAGAUCAUCCGAGUUUCCUAACCCCAGGAGGGUGGCAGAGCUGAUCACUCACAGUCCUCUCCACUGUUCCUGGAAAUGGACCGACUUCCAGUGGGGCACUGGACAGUCUCACUCUGCCCUCUCUCAGGACAGAAACUACUUAGCUCAGUAUUACAGCUGCAGUGACAGCUGAUGAACUGAAGUGGCCAGCUCUUGUCUCACCCUCUCAUUGAGGACCUGUUUCAGACUGUUGGACACUGACUUUUUGCAAAUUUGAAUGAUAAAAAGAGGUAUUUGCCAGCCCAGCAUUACAAACACAGCACUUACAUUGAGUGGUAAAGCCAGCCAGUCAGCCAUUGUCAUAGGGGAGAGCAGCCUUCUCAACCUGGUCCUCAGUCAAGGCGCCACAGGCCCUGCCUCCCUGUGGAGUCUCAACAGCAUCCAUCCCCUGGUGGGAUGUUGGGCUGCCUGAUGCAUAGACACUUUGCACUCUGGUGGUUCCCAAGCAAAGAAGCUUCCUGUUAGGACUUGGAGCAACAAACUGAGCUAAAGUCUUCUGACCUGUACUGACAGGAAUCUGCCCACAUGCUAGGUUGGUAUUUUUUUUUUUUUUUACUUCAGCCAAGAAAGUACAAAAAGGAUAUUUUGGACUCAGGAUAAAAGGAUAGAUGGACCUAAAAGGUACAUUUUUAGCUUCGACUGUGGUCUGCUCAUUUCUGUUAACGGCCAUCGAGGUCAUAGUUCAUACUGUGGCCACUUUAGAGACAGUUCAGAGAACAAAACUUGACAACAUGUAUGCUGAAGUGUUGAGAACUCUCCCAGUUGUCCUUCAACAGAGGCAGACCUAGGCUAUUUAAUCAUGGGCCUGAUGACAGCCAGUAGCACAUGGAAGGACCUGUGCAUUUCAAUCUAGAGAGCAAGUGCCCUGCCAGCCCGAGUGCUGCUGUAGAGCAUGCUUCUCCAGCGGAUGGAUACCAGGCGUGGCUCUUAGACUGAAGAAACCAAGUCACAGUCACGCUGUCACCUUCUGAUGUGCACUAAAAGAGAAUCCUUAUUGCCUGGAGUAGCACUGUUGAGCCAGCUGUCCUGGAUGCAGACUGGAGCACUGCCAGGGUGCAGAGUGCAGGAGAGUCGCGUUCUUCACCCCUGCCUGGGUGAUGACCCAGGGGGUGAGUGUUCUUCCCAUGGCAGCUGAUUCCUUGGUGCCAGUUUCCACUUGUUUUCUCCUUCCUCUGUAGACCUUGCAGCAAGGUUUGCCCACUGCAUCAAUGCUGUAGGGACCAGCUACAGCCUGUGAGGAUUCCUGCAGGGUCAGGAACUGGGCCUCAGAAAUGUUUUCUGGACAAGCACUCUACCACUGAGCCACACACACACACACACACACACACACACACACACACACACACACACAUGCCCCAGCCCCAGCCCCAGCCCCAGCCCCAUAGAUGCUGAGGCCUGAAGAAAAGACCAAUGAUGAGACAUCAGAAGAACUGGCUGCCUUCUCUGCAAUCAAAGUCAAACGCAGUCAUUCCACAGACUAGUCAAGUCUAAAGACUGGCUCUGUGUUAGAGACAGGAAAGACCUUAUGAAGAAGUACCAUGGGGAACUAGUUUAAUUGGAGAAGCAUGGAGUAAGCCAUCCCUUCCACUCCAGGAAUCUUGCCAUGUCUCCUGGCUUCCAGAGGUCAGAGGGGGCUGAUCUUUUUUUAGUAAACUCACUACAAACUUUGGGCUCUUCACAUGAGCUUCCAGAUGUUACUGAAAACCAUGAGGAAUUUCUACCUUUGAGAUAGAGAGGAUUCUAAGAGGGCUUCAAGGAUUCCUCAGACUUAACAGUAGUGCUUCAGCCAGCAACUGUAGAGUGCUAUUUAUUUGUGUCUGUAAGUUUGUACAUAACCCUAACCUCAUAUUGUUGCUGAGUUUCAUUUUGAGGAAGGCAGGUUUGAGUUUUCUUUCCUUUGAUGCAGAUGCUUGGGUUUCCAUUUUGUGGCUGCGUUGCAGUUGGCUCCUGUCCCUGUGGUCAUUCUAAUUCUGGCACAGCAUAGGACUAACAGAGGCCUGAGGGGCUGACUUGGAUUUCUUUUUGUUUGUUUGUUUAUUUGUUUAAAUUAGUUCUUUUUACUUGUUUGUUUUUGUGAUUGUAGUGAUGGCUUCAAAGAUACAGAGUAAGUGGAGGAGUGGGCUGCUGGUCUCUGGGCACUCUGCUUCCUGCUGCAGGAUAACUGUAAAUGUAUAUAUUUUAAUUGCACUGGUAAUGGGACACGCCAGUGUCUAGACCACUGCACCCACAGCCUCUCCUGGCUACAGGGUGCCUGAUAAUAAUGUCUUGAUUUUUCUUUGGGACUCAACUAUGUCAGUCUCCCCCCCCCCUUCCCCCUCCCCCUCUUCCCCGUAGGGGAGUACAGGUGAUCACUGAUGUCAUUGCAAUUGCUUUUCUUUUUUAAUAAAUUUAUAAAAAUACUAAAAA